GCGAUACCCAAACACUUUAUUGAGAAGCGGUCGGCGUUAUAUAUCAAUCAAGGGCUUACGCUAAAAUCCCCCUUUGCUUGACCUUUCUCCCAUCGGCCUCCUUCAUCAUCCAUGGCCUCUCCAUCUCAAGCAAGUCUCCUUCUUCAGAAACAGCUUAAAGAUCUCUGUAAAAACCCUGUUGAUGGAUUCUCCGCGGGUCUCGUCGAUGAAAGCAAUCUUUUUGAAUGGAGUGUCACAAUAAUCGGGCCACCUGAUACAUUAUAUGAUGGAGGUUUUUUCAAUGCUAUAAUGACCUUCCCACAAAAUUACCCUAAUAGUCCUCCAACAGUAAGAUUUACCUCAGAGGUUUGGCAUCCAAACGUUUACCCUGAUGGCAAGGUUUGUAUUUCAAUUCUUCAUCCCCCUGGCGAUGAUCCUAAUGGCUAUGAACUUGCAAGUGAACGCUGGACACCCGUCCAUACGGUAGAGAGCAUAGUUUUAAGCAUUAUAUCAAUGCUCUCAAGUCCAAAUGACGAGUCUCCUGCUAAUGUGGAAGCUGCGAAAGAAUGGAGAGACAGAAGGGACGAGUUCAGGAAGAAAGUUGGUCGAUGUGUGAGAAAAUCACAAGAGCUUAUGUGAAAUGGAUGUGGGCUUGUAUUUGAUCCUUUAAAAUCGUGCAUCGAUUUCAUGAAAUUAUGUAAGAUUAAAUUACUUUUUUUAUUUUUAUCACUCAAGCAC
Messenger RNA from Lactuca virosa, 717 nucleotides. The record is from the annotation of a GenBank genome assembly. NCBI's taxonomy places the organism in Eukaryota, Viridiplantae, Streptophyta, Magnoliopsida, Asterales, Asteraceae.